Messenger RNA from Colossoma macropomum (tambaqui), 5185 nucleotides. RefSeq names its product UDP-GlcNAc:betaGal beta-1,3-N-acetylglucosaminyltransferase 2a (gene b3gnt2a). Gene Ontology annotation, cellular component: membrane. Bases 544 to 1905 code for a protein of 453 amino acids. The transcript is spliced from 2 exons. The record is from RefSeq and is a predicted model, not a curated record. NCBI's taxonomy places the organism in Eukaryota, Metazoa, Chordata, Actinopteri, Characiformes, Serrasalmidae. Gene Ontology annotation, molecular function: hexosyltransferase activity.
UUUUAAUUAUUACUGUAUUGUUAUAUUUUGGCCAUAUGUGUUAAACUAUAAGAGGUGAAAUACUUGUCUGAUGCAUUGAUUUAGAAGUUAGAUUUGACUGAGGUCUAAACUCCAGCACUGUGAAGAUCCGGAGACAGGCUGAUCACUGAGAAGCUAGAUGUAAUAGUGUGAACGCCUUUUUACAGGGCGUCUCUCCAGCUGUUGUGUGACUCCAGGAUACUGCAUGUAAUUGGUGUCAUGAGGAUGCAAGAAUCAGGAACACAUGACUACUGUCUCCUGAGAGACAGAGAGAGAGAGCGAGAGAGAGAGAGAGAGAGAGAGACAGAGAGAGCGAGCGAGAGAGAGAGAGACAGAGGGAGGUAACAAGACGUGUGAGAGAGAUGAAGAAAAGCAGCAGAUGGAGGAAAGAAACAGGAAGGAUACGUUUGGGGGGGAAAAGUAGUAAGAAGAUUGUGAGGAAAGAGGUUAGGAACGGUGGAUAAAAGAGAGGAGGAGAAGAAAGGAAAGAGAUAGAGAAGGGUUUGGAAUGAAAAGCUUGCUGGUAUGCAGCCGGUCUUGCCCUCACAGUUCUGGCCCAACCACAGGCAUCGGCAAUUUGGACCCAGCUGGCCUGAAUCCAGCGCCCUCAUGGAGCUCACCAUUGACGUGCCCUGCUCCUGCUCCAGCUGUGGGGAGCGUAUCUUCAGGAUGCAUGCCAGCCGGAAAAAGACAAAGCUCCUGGGCGUGAUGAUGAUGGUCAACUUCCUCAUAUACAUCCUGGUAGAAGUGACCCGGAGCUACAGCCAGGGCAAACAAGACAACACACAACCACGUGUCCCUCCAAAUCGCUUCUGGAAGAAGCCUGAACUCAGUGAGGCGUUCUGGAACCGUGAGCAACAAUUCCUGGACCACAUCUACAACCCUUUGAUUGUUUCUGCGGUCUCCACCAGCAACUCAUCCUUCCAGGAGCUCCCACAACUCUCCGACUGGUUGAACUACACGACUCAGGCAGACCCAUGUGAGCCGGACCUCAGCAUGACCAUGCAGAUUAAGGACUAUAACUCCCUGCCCCAGCGCUUCAAGGACUUUCUCCUGUACAUGCGGUGCAGGUCUUACCCUAUGCUAACAGAUGUGUCCAGUGUUUGCUCAGAACAGCCCUUCCUGCUGCUUGCCAUUAAGUCUCUGGCACCACAUUUCGACCGGCGCCAGGCCAUCAGGCAGUCUUGGGGUCGUGCCGGCAUCCUUGACAACCAUCGUGUGGCCACUGUCUUCUUGCUUGGCAACACUGAAGCGGUUGACCACUUCCCAGACUUGUCAGGGAUGGUCCGUCAUGAGGCAGCACUGCAUGGGGACCUUAUUCAGUGGGAUUACCGCGAUACCUUCUUCAAUCUCACCCUGAAGGAGGUUCUCUUCCUGGAGUGGCUGGGCAAUCACUGCCCCUCAGCCCGCUACGUCUUUAAGGGUGACGACGACGUCUUCGUCAACACCCGCCACAUCCUGAGGUACCUUGGUGGACUUUCAGGUACCGCGGCACGGGAUCUAUUCAUUGGAGAUGUGAUAACCAAUGCCGGACCUCACCGGGACAAGAAGCUAAAGUACUACAUCCCUGAGAGCGUCUUUGUGGGACCCUACCCGCCCUAUGCCGGUGGGGGAGGGUACCUCUAUUCAGGCAGUGUGGCACUACGCCUGAAGAAUGUCUCGCAGCACAUCUCCCUGUUCCCCAUUGAUGAUGUCUAUACAGGCAUGUGUCUGCAGAGACUGGGCCUGGUGCCCGAGAAGCACAAAGGCUUUAGGACGUUCAACAUCGAAGAAAAGUACAGAGAGAACGCCUGCGCCUACCAGAGCUUGAUGCUGGUGCAUCCCAGGAGCCCACAGGAGAUGAUUAAAAUCUGGAGCUGGAUUAGUGAUCCUGGAUUGAACUGCUAGUGACAGUCUGACAGCUCAAGAUUGACUAAGUUAAAUUACACUAUUACUAAGAAACAGGUUCAGAUGCUGUACGUCUGAUCAUGAAUCUGUUCUAAAAAAACAAAACCUGGUCUUCAGUUCCAGUGCGAGGUAAUGUCUUGAAUUGGUGACCAUGGAUUGAAUUGUUAGCUCUGGAUUGUCCCAAUGAUUUUUUGCAUAACUAAAUAGUUGAAAUGUAAACUAUUCAGUUGUUCAGAAUGAUUUGAUAUAAAAUAGUGGAUUGUACAGAAACAUACUGACUCAGAUUUCUUUGCAGUGGUGGUGAUAAGGGGUUGUGAAGUCUACAAUGGCCAUUUUAUUUAUCAUACCACGUGACCAGUGAACCUGCAGGUGUCUUCUGAGUUUUUAUAUGUAAUGUUUUUGAUAAUGGUCAAUUUUACUUCGGGCAGGGAGAGUUCUUUGGGGUCUGUUUUCCCUGACAAUGCACUUGAAUGUACGCUAUGAAUGUAACAUUUAUAUGAGGUAACUUUUAGAGGCAUUAAAGCUUCAAACAUCUGCUUCCUCUCACCACCACUGUGAACAAUUCUGACUCUCCAGAAUUUCAUAUCAAACCACUCUGAAUGACUUUUCAACAAUUAUGCAAACAUUUGAAAAAAAUCAUGGAAACUGUCAGUCAGAAGCCGCUCCAGAGGACCAAAAAAGUUUUAAUUAGUGUUCUUGUCCAAUCUUGAAUCAGUGACCCUAGCUUGAACUACUCGUGAGAGUAUUGUAGAUUGAUAAUAUCUGUUCAUGGAGCAGGGAUCCUGAUUUAAUCUUUAAAUGGAAGAUAGCUCUCGAAGUUUAGUGGCUGAUCUUGCAUCAAUGCCCAGUUGACUGAGUGUUUUUUUGUUUGUUUGUUUUUGUUUGUUUUUGUUUUUUGGGGGCGGGGUUUGGCAAUUGCCCUUCUGAUCAGCUGUCAGAUUACCUUGCUUCUCUCACAUGUUUGAAUUUCUCAGGAUAUCUAUGCCUUUUAUUCUGCAGGAAGUGAGACCUGAGCCCAAGUAUGAUAUGCGUUUAAAGUCUCUCUGUGUAGUAGAGCUGAUCCCGGUUCUAGAUCAGUGCACACAAGGAUGCUGCACAGAAAUGCAGAAACCUGUAGCGUGGAAGCUGGGAAGGAUCUGUUGGACGUUGUUUCUUUAAGCCAGGGGUGCACAACUCCAGUCCCCGAGGGCCGGUGUCCACAGUUUGGUGUUUUACCUACUAAGACACACCUGAUUGCAUUUAUCUGUUAAUUGGCAGGUUUAGUGGGUGUGUUUAAGUAGGGAAACCUCCAAACUGUGCUGGACACCGGCCCUUCAGGACCAGAGUUGCGCACCCCUGCUUUAAGCCAUUCAGCUGUCAGUAUGCUUUAGAGAGUACGUCAUUGUUUUUAUCAUCUCAUCAGCUUUAAAUACAACUACACCUUAAGUCAAAAAGCACUGCUCAGAUGCACAUUCACUGUGUUGCCAGUUUAUUAGAUACUCUGGUCUUGUACCUAUGAGGCCCCCUACCUUACAGGUCUGUUGCGUACAUAAUUACACUGUAGCCUGUUGUCCACCCUCCAUUCAUCUGAACUGCUGACCAGAUAUUAUUUGAAUGGUAGACCAUUCUCCACACUGAUGUGGUCAUGGUAUCAGGCACAGAAGCCGCUCUCUUUUAGCUCCCCUUUGCUGGUGUACAGUUAGAGGCUGAUGCACAUCUGUUGAUGUGCAGUUUGUGUUAGUCAUCCUCUAGCUCAUCAUCAGUGGUCAGUUUCUGACCACAGAGCUGCUCUUGACAGGAUAUUUUUAAAGCACUCAACCUCAGCAGUGGACAGCGUUAUGCCUGAUGCAGUCAUACCCACUACCACACACUAUCAUAACCAAUACCACGUCCAACAUCCAAAUAAUAUCAGGCGAGUGGUGGUCCUAUGGUGGACCACUGAUGGAAGAAGGGAUGAUGUGGGUUGUGGACAGCAGUGAAGAAGUUGUUCUUUAAAUGACUUAAGAGAUAUGAAAAUACAACAAAAUGGCUUGGGCUAGAGGUGAAGUUAUAAAAUGCUGAUAAAUACUCUUAGAUGUCUGUUUUGUCUGUCAUUUUUGGAUGUUUGUCAGUAAUCAUUACAUUUAAAACUGUUUAAAUAAUAUCAAAUAUCAUUUAACCGUGGGAUCACCUAUCAUAUAAUGGCCAUUUAACCACCCAGUGCCUGGCAAGCAAUGUUAUUAAUCUCCUGUGCAGCAGUGUCUGAUAUUUAAGAGUGGUACUUGGUAUUUCUUCCUAUAACAUUUGCCCAAUAAAGAAUGUAGUCAGAUGCAACUACGCAGAGCAUUUUCUGGCAAGGCAUUCGCUACUACGGCAAACAUUUGUGAAUCUGUCUCAUUGAUUUGAAUAGGACCUGGAACCAAAGGUUAUUUCAUCACUCGUAUGAAAAUUCUCAGGAUGAUGUGUGAAACUCAUUGACUUCCAGUGAGAACAUUUUUUACAGCUGGUUUUCAGUGUAAAAUUGGAGGGGAGCUUAUUCUCAUAUCUGAAACUGUGAGAUAUGAGGACUUUGUGUCUGCUGAUUUUUCACCCUGGGACACACAGCAAGCCUAGUUUUCGGCUUCAGUCUAAAAUGGCUCUCAGUGCAAAAGUGCCCUAUGUAGUGCACUGUAUAGGGACUAGGGAACAAUUGUAACUUCAGUACAUUCCCCAUUGAAUAUGAUUCCUAUUCAAGUAUUGGACUUGAUAAUCGUAGACCAAGACAUUUUACUUGUACUCAUAAAACUUAAAAUACCAAGAAAUGCAUCCUAAAAUCAGUCCUUGCUUUUUCUGUGUGAAUAUUUAGAGGCUAUGAAUUUUGUAUUUGUAUUGAUUGUGUGUCUGUGUGUAAGAGCUCCAUAAGGUUGUGAAGUCUCCUCUGCUGACUGCUUAAAAAAAUCAUUUCAGGGCUGCAAAUUGUGUAUUUUUUGAUAACUAUUUAUUUGUCUUUUUGUUCGACUACACUGCUGUGUUGAAUUCCAGUAUUUAGACACGUGUUGGUGUGUUUCUGUGAACCAGCCUGCUGCCUUGGAUUAUGACAAAGAUGUUGCCUUAAUUUUUCUGAUGUUAUCUCACUACGACUUGGGGAAAUCUUAUCCCAAGAUAAUGUCACUCAGCCACUAUGGACCUAUGGCAGUAAAUUACACAACCUGGGGAACAACACUGGAACAUAAAACACUUUUUUUAGAGGUGUCCAGUUGUGGGCAUGAGCUUCUGGUGCCUUAAGACUUUCUGUCAGUUUUGUAUGUUUUCAAAGAAAAAGAAUAAAGUUAAAGUGUAAACA